Bombyx mori (domestic silkworm) is the source of this 1726-nucleotide messenger RNA. RefSeq names its product mitochondrial basic amino acids transporter. Gene Ontology annotation, cellular component: mitochondrion. Bases 480 to 1364 code for a protein of 294 amino acids. The transcript has 4 exons. NCBI's taxonomy places the organism in Eukaryota, Metazoa, Arthropoda, Insecta, Lepidoptera, Bombycidae. Gene Ontology annotation, biological process: mitochondrial L-ornithine transmembrane transport. The record is from RefSeq and is a predicted model, not a curated record. Gene Ontology annotation, molecular function: high-affinity L-arginine transmembrane transporter activity.
GCUUCAACUAAUUUCAUAGCACUGAUAUCGAAACUGUUGAUAAUUCAUACUUUAUAUUCAUAUUCAUCUUUCUCGAACUAUUGACAAAUACGAAAAUUCAGUGAUUGUUUACUUGAAAACUUAAUACAUGAACUGAAUAUAGGAUUAAAGGCGAAACUUUGUCUUCAUCACUAAUUAUAUUAUUAUUUUUAAUCAUGUCACGUAUGUUGCCCCGGAGAUAAGGGCGGUGACCCCGAGUGAUAAGGUUGUCCAAGUAUCACAAGCUGAUGGUCGGUAGAGCGUUUCGGCCGGCGAUCUAGCUCUCAUACGAGACACAUUCGCUCAGAAGGCUGGACCGUCGCCGGACCCCGGACGCCGACGCUCUCGACUCCAAUAUGUUCAUUGGCAUCACAUCAAGUGGAGACAACGUCAACUCCCACUACGACUACCUGAUUUGAAUUACGAAACGGCACCAUCGAUUGAAAACAGCUGCACUUAAAAUGGCACUAGAUUUCGUUGCUGGAUGUAUUGGAGGUUGUGCGGGAAUCGUAGCCGGCCAUCCCUUAGACACCCUGAAAGUACACAUACAGUCGGGUAGAGGCAGCCCUUUACAAUGUGCAAAAUCUCUUCUCAGGGGCGGUACGAUCAGCAACAUAUAUCGUGGUGUAUGGGCUCCACUAGGUGGCAUAGCAGCUGUUAACGCAAUUGUUUUUGGUGCAUACGGAAACACCAGAAGGGCUCUAUCGGAACCAGAUUCAUUAAAGACUCAUGCUAUGGCGGGAGCAGCAGCGGGCGCUCUCCAGAGUCUAGCUUGUGCACCUGUAGAACUUAUUAAAACUCGGCAGCAGCUCGCCAGUGCCGGCGAGGGUAUGCCCAAUGGAGCCUGGGCUGGAGCGAGACAUAUAGUAAAGAUCGGAGGAUUUAAAGCUCUUUUUCGGGGACUUGGAAUAACGGUGGCACGUGACAGCCCAGCGUUUGCGAUUUAUUUUACCUCAUACGAGGUUAUGACGAGAGGUGAUAAAUCGGUAUCUAGAGUGUUCACAGCGGGCGGGGUGGCGGGGGCACUUUCCUGGGUGAUCUUGUAUCCGAUAGAUGUUGUAAAAUCACGUUUGCAAGGCGACACUAUUGGUAAAUACUCUGGUGCUUGGGACUGUUUCGUGAAGUCGAUCCGUUCUGACGGAUGGCGGUGCAUGACCCGAGGCGUGGUUGCUGUGACGCUGCGAGCUUUCAUCAGCAACGGCGCGUGCUUCACCGCAGUGGCGUGGACCGAGCAAGCCUGGCAGCAUUGCUCAUCGGACUCCGCAGUCAAAACGCUGGCACAGGCGGCUGUUAUCAGCGACGCAGUGCGGCACCACGAAAGUCCCGACUUACGAUUUGACAUUUAAAAAUUGAAAUCUCCUUGCAACCCCGUCAACGUAAAUGUGAAUUUGUUUUGAUCCUGGGUAUGUUCACCAAUAGGUACCCAAACUAUUACAUGUUUCCACUGGAGGCCAAGUGUAAUCUCAAGUUGAAGGUUUUUAAAUGAUUAUGUAAAAAAAUAUUUAUUAAUUAUUUUAUUAUAGCGUCGAUAAGAAAACAAAACACCAGUGAUUUUUAUGUAUCGUAUAAUUAUCAGAACAAUUUUUUGUACAAUUUAUAAAUGACUCCAAAAGUACAAGAUAACUGACAUUAAGAAUAUUCGUUAUAAAUACAAAUGCCAAAAACUAGAGUAAAAUAGAUUUACAAAUAAAUGACUGUUAUAAUUUUA